This is a messenger RNA of Bradysia coprophila, 1707 nucleotides long. Its product is annotated as piggyBac transposable element-derived protein 4-like. The record is from RefSeq and is a predicted model, not a curated record. Lineage: Eukaryota; Metazoa; Arthropoda; Insecta; Diptera; Sciaridae.
AUGUACAAUACGCGAUCGAAAUCCAAAAAAGUUUCCGAAAAAUUGGCAGCGUUAGUCAAUAUUGAUCCCGAGUUGUCUGGUGAUUCAGGAGAGGACUCAGCCACAGACGAAAUUCCAAGUGUGGAAGGUGAAAGCUUCUUGCAUAAGUCGAUGUGCGAAGUCCGUGUUUACAUUAGCUUUUCACCAUUUACAGAGAACAGUGACGAUUCGGGAACAGAAAGUGAGGAGGAAGAAGAAGAAAGCGAGAGUGAAGAAGAAGAAGAAAAUGGUGAGGAUUGUGAGACUGCUGCCGAUGGAACAGUUUGGCUGAAAACCGCUCUGGCUGAUAAGUCUGGUCAAAAACGGGUUGGCAGAGCGUCCGCUCAAAAUAUAAUUAAAAUCAUUCCCGGACCGACACCUGUCGCUAAAAGAAACAUCACCGACAUUCUUACUGCAUUUUCAUCAAUGAUCGACGAAGAGUUGUUGGAAUAUAUUCGUGAAUGUACAGAAGCGGAGGCUCAUCGAUCUAUGGGAAACAAUGACUGGUCAAUAUCGCCAAAUGAACUGAAAGCGUUCAUCGCAGUUUUGUAUGCGCGAGGAGCAAUGGGAUUGAAAAACAUGUCGGUGUCGAACAUCUUUUCAACGAAAUAUGGACCAGAGCUUAUUCGUGGGACCAUGUCCCGGGAACGUUUCAAGUCAAUAAUGCGCUACCUCCGGUUCGAUGUAAAGGAGACACGCGCUGAACGACUGCAAACCGACAAGUUUGCUAUGGCAAGACAGAUUUGGGACAAAUUUAUACACAAUUGUCGUUCCUGCUACGCACCUGGCGAAAACAUAACCAUCGACGAGCAACUGUUUCCUUCAAAAACUCGAUGUCCAUUCACCCAGUUCCUACCGAAGAAGCCGGAUAAAUUCGGCAUAAUGUUCUACCUGGCCGUUGAUCUGCGAUCGAAAUUUGUUCUGAAUGGGUUUCCAUUCAUCGGCAAUGAUGAACAGUGUGUCUACGAGGGGAGUGCUGCUGACAAAAUAGUGCUUCGCCUUUUGGAACCAUUCUUCGGAAAUGGUUACUGUGCUACGAUGGACAAUUUUUUUACUAGCCCGAUCAGUGCCAAAGUAUUGAAAGAUAAGCGCAUUACUGUUGUGGGAACUGUCAACAAGAAUAGAAGAUGGCUGCCGCCGACUGCCAGGAAGAAAAACGCCGGACUGACUUUGCACGAAACCAUUUUAUUUGCUGGACCAGAUAACGAGAUUCUCACAUUAUACCAGAGCAAGAAAAGCAAGUUGAUCGGAGUCUUCAGUACAUUUCAUGAUUCGGUUGUUGUUGGAAACAAAACAAACAAAAAACCCGACACAAUCGAGUACUACAACAACACCAAGUACGGCGUUGACAUUACCGACGGAAUGGCCAAGGCGCAUUCAGUCAAAGCUGCUUCACGUCGAUGGCCGGUACACGUUUUCUACAAUAUAUUGGACCUUGCCGCCAUCAACGCCUGGAUCUUAUAUCGAGAGGUGACUGGCAAAAAAAUUUCGCGCAUCAAAUAUCUGUUAUCGUUAGCUGACGACCUACGAAAGAACUACAUUACGUCGAAGUCAGCACCAGAGAAACGACCGCUAAUUUUGCCGGACUCACCCAAUAAAAAGAUCAUGACUUCGAGCGGAUGCCGACCGAUUUGCCAGACACCGAAGUGCCGGAACAAAAGCCUAGGAAUGGGCUUGGAAAUAAAAUGA